This is a messenger RNA of Dioscorea cayenensis subsp. rotundata (Guinea yam), 1693 nucleotides long. RefSeq names its product shaggy-related protein kinase alpha-like. Gene Ontology annotation, cellular component: cytoplasm. Gene Ontology annotation, molecular function: protein serine/threonine kinase activity; ATP binding. The record is from RefSeq and is a predicted model, not a curated record. NCBI's taxonomy places the organism in Eukaryota, Viridiplantae, Streptophyta, Magnoliopsida, Dioscoreales, Dioscoreaceae. Gene Ontology annotation, biological process: protein phosphorylation; signal transduction. The coding region runs from base 231 to 1448 and encodes 405 amino acids. The transcript has 13 exons.
GCUGCUUUUCACCCCUUGCUUUCGUUUUUUCUUCUCUUUCGCUUUUUCUCUCGCUUGAUUUAAACGUUGAUAGGAUCGCAAGGCAACGGUGUUUAUGCUCUGGACGCGAUUUAUUUGAAUUUUUUUGGUGGUGAUCUGAGGACGUGCUGGAUCUUUGAGGCUGUGAAUGGCUUCAUUUUGAGAAGAGUUCUUAUGCCAUGCGUUCUGUUAUAGAUCCCUAGUUUCAGUGGAUGGCUUCAGUUAAUGUGGUGCCCUCAUUGGGGUUGAGAAAUAACGCUGCUGUUGACAAACUUCCUGAUCAAAUGAAUGACAUGAAAAUUAGAGAUGAUAAGGAAUUAGAGGCGACGGUAGUGGACGGGAAUGGGACAGAGACUGGUCAUAUAAUUGUAACAACCAUCGGAGGUAGAAAUGGUCAGCCAAAGCAGACCAUUAGCUACAUGGCUGAGCGGACUGUUGGGCAAGGAUCUUUUGGAGUUGUGUUUCAGGCAAAAUGUCUUGAGACUGGUGAAACAGUUGCUAUAAAGAAAGUUCUUCAAGACAAGAGGUACAAGAACCGAGAGCUGCAGACAAUGCGUCUUCUUGACCAUCCAAAUGUAGUUUCCCUGAAGCAUUGCUUCUUUUCAACGACUGAGAAGGAUGAAUUGUACCUUAACUUGGUUCUAGAGUAUGUACCAGAAACCGUUCAUCGUGUGGUUAAACACUACAACAAGAUGAAUCAACGGAUGCCACCGAUAUAUGUGAAGCUUUAUACUUACCAGAUAUUCAGAGCCUUAGCUUAUAUUCAUGGUAGCAUUGGGGUGUGCCACAGAGACAUCAAGCCGCAAAACCUUCUGGUUAAUCCUCAUACUCACCAGCUUAAACUGUGCGACUUUGGAAGUGCGAAAGUCCUGGUAAAAGGCGAGCCGAAUAUAUCAUACAUUUGUUCUAGGUAUUACAGGGCCCCGGAGCUCAUAUUUGGUGCUACUGAAUAUACCACAGCAAUUGACAUCUGGUCUGGUGGCUGUGUACUUGCCGAACUCAUGCUUGGACAGCCUCUCUUUCCCGGUGAGAGUGGAGUAGACCAGCUCGUUGAAAUUAUCAAGGUUUUAGGUACACCAACAAGAGAGGAAAUUAAGUGUAUGAAUCCAAAUUAUACAGAAUUCAAGUUCCCGCAAAUUAAGGCUCAUCCAUGGCACAAGAUCUUCCACAAACGAAUGCCACCAGAAGCUGUGGACCUGGUGUCUAGACUUCUUCAAUAUUCACCACACUUGCGAUCCACUGCAAUGGAAGCUUUGAUUCAUCCAUUCUUCGAUGAGCUUCGGGAUCCAAACACCCGCUUGCCGAACGGACGUUUUCUUCCACCACUCUUUAAUUUCAAGCAACAUGAGCUGAAAGGAGUGCCAAUGGAGACUCUGGUGAAGCUGAUCCCCGAGCAUGCGAGAAAGCAAUGCGCCUUCUUAGGAUUUUAGUAUUGCAAUUCAAUCAUGACUAGCCAAUGUGUUGUAUUUGUGUACCUUUUAGGUGAUUUGUUUUGAGGUCCAUGAGCCAGCAGCAACACAACAGAUAUGUUCUUGUGGAACCUAUUGUUUGUUUAUCCAGUGUUUUUUUUUCUUCAUUUGUAAUACCAUUUAGUUUAUGAACCAAACCAGAAACUUUGUAUUGUGCUUUCUACUAACCCUUCAUCACUUUAUAGUAACAGUACUAGUAUUUGUUC